Alosa alosa (allis shad) is the source of this 5650-nucleotide messenger RNA. It is a transcript of the gene unc5b, whose product is annotated as unc-5 netrin receptor B. The coding region runs from base 588 to 3428 and encodes 946 amino acids. Gene Ontology annotation, molecular function: protein binding; netrin receptor activity. Gene Ontology annotation, cellular component: membrane. The record is from RefSeq and is a predicted model, not a curated record. Gene Ontology annotation, biological process: anterior/posterior axon guidance; netrin-activated signaling pathway. The transcript is spliced from 17 exons. Lineage: Eukaryota; Metazoa; Chordata; Actinopteri; Clupeiformes; Clupeidae.
AAGCCAGCACCAGAAUGAUGAGGGAACGGAGAUAACAGUUGGGAGUUGUAGCGCUGUGAAUGCAGCAGCAUUUGUCUUUAAUCACAAAGUUAUUGGGUGUUCUGAUAGGAAUUGCCUUGUCGUUGUUUGCAUUUCAACCUGGAAUAUUUAAUCCCCGGAAUCAGAUUAUCCUGGAGUUGUGACAAAUCUAACUUUCCUCGACUUCUCUAACCACGGACACCACACCAUACGGCUAUUGCGCGUUCUAUUUCGGAGGGAAGAGUUUUUGUGAUUUUGUGUUUUCUUCUCUAUAUUUUUUCAAGUUAUAUCUUGCAUUUUUGCCAAAUGUGUGCAUCUAUGUGAACUUGUUCUAAAAGGAACUCUGUGCUUAGUAAAAUUAACUCAAUCUAAACUGGCCGUCAACGCAUGUCAGUGGACUUAUUGAAGACAGCCUACUUAACGUGCUGUUAUCCAGGUCAAUAUUUCCAAAAGUGAAACAUUAGAAUUUUGCGUAUCUGACAUCGCUUACGAAGGAGAGGAGUGGAAAAGCAAGGCAGAGUUGCCGGAGAACGUCUGGGAACAUUCAGCAGUGGCUCUACCGGGAGAAGAUGUUCUCUGUGCGGAUACAGCGCUGCUCGGGUCCCAUUCGUCUGCUGGUCCUUAUCGUAAUAUGUGGAACUCUGAUUUCCGACACAGAGAGCAGUGACUACAGCGAGGUUCUCCCAGACUCUUUUCCCUCGGCCCCAGCGGAACCACUGCCAGAGUUCCAGGUGGAACCGGAGGACGCAUUCAUCGUGAAGAACCGGCCAGUGAAGCUGUCCUGCAAGGCGGCUCCCGCCACUCAGAUCUACUUCAAGUGCAAUGGCGAGUGGGUCAACCAGAAUGACCACGUCACCAAGGAAAGCCUGGACCAGAUGACUGGCCUGGUGAUGCGCGAGGUGGAUAUCUCAGUGUCGAGGACCCAGGUGGAGGAGCUGUUUGGCCUGGAGGACUACUGGUGCCAGUGUGUGGCCUGGAGCUCCGCAGGCACCACCAAGAGCCGCCGCGCCUACGUCCGCAUCUCAUACCUGCGUAAGAAUUUUGAGCAGGAGCCUUUGGGCCGAGAGGUGCGCUUAGACCAGGAGGUGCUCCUGCAGUGUCGCCCCCCAGAGGGCAUUCCCCCUGCCGAGGUGGACUGGUUGAAGAAUGAGGAACUGAUUGACCCGUCGCAGGACUCAAACUUCCUGAUGACCGUUGACCAUGACCUCAUCAUCAAGCAAGCGCGCCUCUCUGACACAGCCAACUACACCUGUGUGGCACGGAAUGUGGUUGCUAAGCGACGCAGCAGCACUGCCACCCUCAUUGUUUACGUGAGUGGCGGCUGGUCCUCCUGGACCGAGUGGUCAGAGUGUAACGCCAAGUGCGGACGUGGCUGGCAGAGACGGACACGCAGCUGCACCAAUCCGGCGCCGCUCAACGGAGGGGCCUUCUGCGAGGGCCCACCCUUCCAACGAGUCACCUGCACCACUCUCUGUCCAGUGGACGGAGGCUGGACGGAGUGGUCAAAGUGGUCAGCAUGCGGCACAGAGUGUACCCACUGGCGCAGCCGUGAGUGCCAGGCGCCGGCGCCUCGUAACGGUGGACGUCACUGUGUGGGCAGCAUGAUGGAGAGCAAGAACUGCACCGAGGGGCUGUGUGUGCGGAAUAAAAAGGUUUCUAUUGAACAUGCCAGCCAUCCUCUAGGCGCCGGCUCCAGCGUGGCGGUGUAUGCAGGCCUGGUGGGAGCGCUGCUGCUGUGCGUGCUGCUGGUGCUGUGUGUAGGCGUGCUGGCAUACCGCCGCCACUGCCGCCAUCUCCACGUCGACAUCACCGACUCCUCGUCCGCCCUCACCGCUGCCUUCCACCCCGGCAACUACAAGCCUCCUCGUCAAGACAACCCUCACCUACUGCACCCCUCCAUGCCCCCAGACCUGACAGCCACGGCGGGCACCAUCCGCGGGCCCCUCUACUCGCUGCAGCAGAGCACCCUGGACUCACCCCACAAGAUCCCCAUGACCACCUCUCCACUGCUGGACCCCAUGCCCACGCUCAAGAUCAAGCUGUACAACUCGUCCACCAUGUCCUCGCUGGAGCUGCCCUCGUCAGGAGGCGGCGGUAGCGACGGCGAGAUCAUGAGCCUGAAGAUGGUGGGCACCAUGGGGGGCAUGCGCGGUGGCGGAGAUCACUACGGGCACACGCUGCCCCGCGAGCCGGGACACAGCGCCAGCGCCACGCUCGGCUGCCUGGGCGGACGCCUCACCAUCCCCAACACAGGAGUGAGUCUCCUGGUCCCACCUGGGACCAUCCCGCAGGGCAAGUUCUACGAGAUGUACCUGAUCAUCAACAAAUGGGAGAAAACUACGCUGCCGUCGGAGGGCAGUCAGACGGUGCUGAGCCCCGUGGUGAGCUGCGGCCCGUCGGGCAUGGUGCUGGGCCGGCCCGUGGUGCUCACGCUGCCCCACUGCGCCCUGCUGGACUCACCCGACUGGAGCCUCACCCUCAAGAGCCAGAGCCACCAGGGAGCAUGGGAGGAGGUGCUAACGGUGGGCGAGGAGAGCCUGUCGACGCCCUGCUACCUGCAGCUGGAGGAGCAGAGCUGCCACGUGCUGAUGGAGCAACUGGGCACCUACGGCCUGGUGGGCCAGUCGGCUCCCCCGCACCCUGCCUGCAAGAGGCUGCAGCUAGCCCUGUUCGCCCCGCGUGCCCCCUGCCUCUCCCUGGACUACAGCCUGAGGGUCUACUGCAUACAGGACACGCCGCACGCCCUCAAGGAGGUUCUAGAGGUCGAGCGUAGCCUAGGUGGGGUUCUGCUGGAGGAUCCCAAGCCCCUCCUGUUCAAGGACAGCUACCACAACCUCCGUCUGUCCAUCCAUGACAUCCCACACUCCCACUGGAGAAGCAAGCUGCUCGCCAAGUAUCAGGAGAUCCCCUUCUAUCACAUCUGGAGUGGCAGCCAGAGGCCGCUGCACUGCACCUUCAGUCUGGAGCGUGGCAGUCUGGCCGUCUCGCAGCUCACCUGCAAGAUCUGCGUGCGACAGGUGGAGGGCGAGGGACAGAUAUUCCAGCUGCACACUGACAUUCAGGAGACGCUGCCACCCCAUUCGCCGCUGCCCUCGGGCAGCACCUGCCUGCCCUCCUCUCAGGUGGGCUCAUAUGCCUUCCGCCUGCCUGCCUCCAUCCGCCAGAAGAUCUGUGCCAGCCUCGAUGCCCCCAGCGCACGUGGCUGUGACUGGAGACUGCUAGCGCACAGCCUUGGCUUUGACAGGUACCUGAACUACUUUGCAACAAAACCCAGCCCCACAGGUGUGCUCCUCGACCUGUGGGAAGCCUGUCACCAAGGUGACGCAGACCUGGUUUCCCUGGCGACUGCUCUGGAAGACAUGGGCAAAAGCGAGGUCUUGGUUGUCAUGACAACGGAUGGGGACUGCUGAUUUGCCAAUACCGCGGGGUGUAUGUGUGUGUUUGGGAAAGGAGGGAGGAGCAAAACAAAAUAAGCAGGAUUGAAAAAAAAGAAAGAAAAUUGUCACCUUAAAGAGACUUGCCGUUUACUUGCCUGGGUCCCGUCACAGAGGGAGGGAGCAUCUCCUGUGGGCAGACCCCCCUCCUAUCAUUAUCCUUUGGGGGUUAACCUCCUCCCUGACCCAUGUCUUGGAUGUCAACAUGAUGCCUAGUGCACGCUCCAUUGCAUCAGACACACUGUCUAGGCUGCUGUUGGUUAUUGCUGUUUUAUGCUGGGAAUCCCAGAGCUUGGUGCCAAGAGCCGAGAAGGGCUUUGGCACUGUAAAGAAAUACACUGAUGUUCAUCCUACUGUGUGGGCUAUGGUCUGAUGUGCUGUAACAGAGAGAAGCAGGACGUUAUUGAGAGAAGCUGAAGCAUACACACAUGCAACACCGAUACACUCAUAUACACAAACAUACAUGCAAACAAAUAUAUCAUUUCACUGAGUUGAGCAGUUCUAUCUUUGUGUCUCCCAGUCUUCUCCUCUGUCAGACUCUUUUCUUGCAUUGUCUCUCUCUCUCUCUCUCUCUCUUUCUUUCCCUCUCUGUCUCUCUCUCAGUGUGAAAAUGUAUGAUUCGACAGCAUCUCACUUCAUCUCCUGAUAGGGGAUUUGUUUCCUAGUGACCAAUCCAUGUUUCAAAGACACCGUCGUCACACACAUAGUCCAGUGACUGACCAGCAGUGGAAACACGUCUAAACCUCCCUCAGGAUACACACUUUAGUGUGUGUGCACACACACAUAAACAGAGACACAUACAUGCAUACACACACACUAUACACUCACUUACAUGCAUGCACACACAAACAGGCAAGACAGGUAACUUAGAUGAACUAGUGGCAAGUUCAAUAUGAAUCCAUUUAGCCAACAGGACUGCAUGGAUGACAUGAUUUACCUGUCACUAUACAUAUCAGAAACAUAUCAGGCUUACACUAACCUCUCUUCAUUUGAAACCCAUUUGAUUUUUACUGACGAUCUGCAAUGAUGACUCAAUUCUGUUUGCCACCCUCCCCCAUCUGCUUUCUGAAAAUGAUUUCUUUAAUCAGUGUAGUACAACGCAGGAGAGCUUUCUGGUAAACUCAUGCUAUAUAAGUUUCCUAUAGGGAACGCACUCUUUUUUUAAGUUAUUAUCCAUAUUUGUGGAUGGGUUUUUGUUUUGAACUCUGUUUCUCAUGUUGUACUUGCUGUUAUGGCCAUGGCAUUUUUCAUUCCUGAGAUUCAUUUCCAACCUUGUUGUAUUACACCUCCUGCUUGAAAGGCAAGACACUGAAGGCAGAGACAAGCAUUUGUGGUAAAAAAAAAAAACUGUGGAUACAGAAAAAACAUAUAUAAUUAGAUGGUCUUGCUACUUUGAGAACUAUGUAUGUAAUUUCAGAUAUAAAUCGUUUUUUCUUGUGACUCGAAGACUAUUUUAGUUGUGGCAAGAUACAUCCAUGUUAAAUUACCGAUUACCGAUAUUGUUUUGGUUCCUGUCAUAUAUUUUAUUUUCUGACCCAUGAAGCCAAACAAUGUGGUUACUGCUCAAAAACACUUCAGAAGUUCCCAGAUGUUUCCUGCCGCCAGGGUGGUGACAGGUCAUCCUCGACUAGCCUUGAAUUGAUAUGUCUCCAUUUCCUCGUUUCCAUUGUUUAUAUCGAUGUCCUUAUUGUUGCUAAUGAUGAUGGACUGAUAUUUCAAGCUGCAAUGAGGUUUCAGGGUCUUUUUUGUUAUCAAUCAUUCAUGUUGUUGUGGUCUGUGAGCAAGUUCAAAUGCUGUCUAUUUUUUACUUUUUAUUAAGAUGUCUUAAGAUCUUUACAAGCAAAAAGUGUUUCUUUCUCUGAAUCCACAGAAACCAAAAUACAAGCAGUAUCUCUACACUUUUCUUAAGCAGACUGUGUGCGUGUGUGUAUGUGCGUGUGUAGGGUGUACACACAGCUUACAUAUCACCUCUCUUUGUGAGUACUAUGCAAGUACAUAAGGAAUUGUUUGUGCUUCCCCUGCUUUGGUUCAUGUUGUGUGAAAUCUGUGGAUAUGUCUUUGUUCCCUGUAUGGCGUGCUAAAGGAUGUAUAUUCUUGCCAGAAAUCAGUGCUUUUAUGGAGAGAUGGAGUAAGCGAUCAAGCACAACGCUCCCAUAUAAUCCUUUCAAGACAAAAUGGAGACCGUCCUUCAGUAUGUG